UCUGGGAUGACUCACCAGACGCGCGCUCUCCCCUCCCACCGCCGGAAGAAGUCAGGCAGCUCAAUGCAGCGCGUCGGACGCCGUGACGUGGGAGCCCCGUGACCGAACGUGACGGAAACUAGCGAAGUCAACUCCUCCUGCUCCGCCGCUCCGGAAACUGCUGAGAAAACCCGGAAGAAGCAAGGAAGAUCCGAACAGCGCCGAGCCGUGGGACAUCUUCACCUACUAUCCGGGACGGCGGGACAGGCAAGUAAAUUCGGGACUGUCCCGCCAGAUCCGGGACACUUGGGAGGUAUAAAAAUGCCCUGUCUGCAGUGCACUUACUACUAACCUAUUGGGCCGGAUCCAAAAUUGGGGACACGAUGAGGUGCUUCUGAAAUAUUUUCUACUACAGGUUUUAUAGCAAAGGCAAUAUUGGUCAGUGUGAAUGGAAGAGGCUGCGCAAAUGUCACAUCAACUCUCUUCAGGAUAUCCCAGCCAAGAUUUUUAUGAUCACCCAGAGAAACUUAAGAACAAGAAAAAGGGCAAAAAACAUUCUAAGGUGGCUGCAGAAAAUACCUGUAUUGAUGCUGAAGUUGCCGGGUCAGAAAAUGUUUCUUCUACUCCGCAUAAAAGGAAGAAUAAAAACAAAAAUCCGGUAGACAGCGGCUUGGACUAUUACAGUGCAUUAACUGGAACCUCUGACGGGGACCCGAAUGUGUCACUACAUGGUCUGGAAAAGUCUGCAAAGAAAAAGCACUUCAGACACCGUGACCUAUCUCCAUCAGUUUUAGUGCCUGCUUCCCCCUCUGACUUUGGGGAUGUUUCAAGCCAAGAGAGGACUGACUUGGAAGAUUUGCUUCCAGUAAAGAAGAAAAAAAAGCACCGUCAUCAAACUGUAAGCCAGGAGGAAAGUAGUUAUCAAGCAAUUUCUUCAUAUACAGGGGACACUUUAAUUCCCAUGCAGAGUGAAUUAGAAGACCCACUUAAACCAAAGAAGAAAAAAAAGAAGCAUGAAUAUCAAGACAGGAGCCAUAACAAAGAUGGUCUUUCUGAAGAGUGUGACUCACCUGAUACCCACAGGAAGAGCAAAAAGAAAAAGCAUGAUAAGUACACAGAAGAGACCACAGCAAUGGCAGGUCAAGUAGAAAUAUCCAACAUGGAGGACGAGAGAGAAACUUUAGAGAUGGCAGUCAAAAAGAAGAAGAAGAAAGUCAGAGAAGGGAAUUCAUCUACUUCUGUUUUAAUGGACACAGGAGACACCACCCUUGCUGAACAGACGGAUCCCGAGAAACCCCCAAUGUUUAAAAAAAAGAAGAAAAAGCACACGCACAAAAUGCUGGAUGAUGAGAACACCCCACAGUCCACUGGAAUGAUCAGCACAGCCUCAGCAGCCUCAACACCAAAAAGAAAAAGAGGCCAAGAACAAAGCGAUGAGAUAAUGGAGAGCAAUAUGGUGGAACCAAAUGGAGACACUGUACUAACCAAGGAAAUUACUCAUACCCUGUCCAAACGUAAAAAGAAAAUAAGCACAGAUACCACAUAUUCUUACCAUGGUCUCUCCAUGGAGCCUGAAAAAUCUUUGGACAGUUUGGAAACUCCCCCAAGAAAAAAGAAGAAACAUUCAGAGCACAAGGAUUCUAGUUCUGGUAUAUUGAGUUCCUUCUCUUAUGCAGGAGGCACAUCCAUUGUUGAGCAGACUGAUUCAGAAGACCCACAAGCUUUCCAGGAGAAGAAAAAGAAAAAACACAGAGAUCGUAGCAAAAUGCUGGAAGAAAAAGGUUUGCUGAUGGAACUAUCUGACCAUGAUGUUCCCAUAGUGGCCAAGAAGAAGAAAAAAAAGAAUCAUGAAUACACAGUCCUGCUCAAUGAGAGGAAUGACAAAAGUGGAAACCUGGUUGGAGAUAAUCUGAAGAAGCAACUGGAGCAGGAAUGUUCUGCAGAUCUGAGAGAAUAUGCAGAGCCUGAACCUUGUGGCUUGACAUUGUCAGUGAGUAAGAAGAAAUCUAAGAAGCACAAGAGAUCUGAAAUGGAAAGAGAAGACCAGAGGUUGGUUGAAUCACAUAGUAUUAAUGAUGAAAUAGAAGAGCCACAAGAAGAGAACUUUUCCACCCCAUCUAGCACGGAAAGGAGAGAGAGCAUGAUGGAAUCUCAGGAGAACCCUUCUGAAACUGAGCAUGAGUCUCAACCAGUCUGCAACACAGAUGAAGGCAUAGGUGACCAAGGGACCAAUGCAACUGAUAGCAGGAUUGAUUCGGCUGUGGAAGCUGUGCUGGAGAUUAAGAGACAAAGGAAAGUGAGAUCAUAUCCACUUCUACGCCAGAAAGACCUUGAACUCCUUAAGGAGUAUUUCCCGUACCUGGAAAAACGGAAAUAUUCCACAAUUGAAUGUAUAGUGAGAGAAGACUUGGAAAGAGUAAGGGCAGCCAAAAUGAAAGGUAUCCCCUUCAUGACUGGCAGGUUCACUACUGAGGAAAACCAGCGGCUAGAGCAGAACGUAAUGGAGUUUCAGGCUCUCACAGGAAUCUCUUCCGGAGAUAAGCUCUUUAACAGCUUUAAAUACCCAGAAGAGAAGGCCAUGAUUGAGAGAGUGAAGCGGAUGUUCUACUUUAGGCGUAGAAUCGCGGAAGGGAUACCACGUACAACCUCAGAGGUGUGCAUCCGAGGAGCAAAGAUGUUCGACUUUACAAGUACCAAGGGACUUUACUCAAAGGAUGAAGUAGAGCAGUUGAAGAGACACAUUGAGGUACAUGGAAAUAAAUGGAAGAAAAUAGCACCUCUGAUGGGACGCAAUAAUGUUACGCUUCAGUUGAAGGCAUCACAGCUGAGACGAGAGACCAACAGCGGGACAUGGAGCACAGUGGAAACAAACAAGUUGAUUGAUGCCAUUAAACAUUUUGUUGUCAAACCAGACAAAGGGCCACUGGAUACCAUCCCUAAAUGUGAUGUGUACACCGGAAUUCCUUGGGUUCAAGUGGAAGAAAAAGUGGAGACAAGAAAUUGGUCACAAUGUAAAAUAAAGUGGUCAAAUAUCCUGCUACUGAGGAUGAAUAAUGGUGUAAAUGUUUUUAAAGGAGCAUCUGGUGCAGAGAUAAAAAUCAACAUGAUCAAAUGGUUACAUGAUCAUGGACCAGCAGAAAGUGGUCAGAUACAAUGGGAAGUGCUGGCGGACGUUCUUGGGAACAUCCCACCAUUGUUGCUUCAGAACAAGUUUGUUUACUUGAAAAUGCACUACGUCCCUGACUAUCAUAGUCUGACUCACCAAGAAAUUUUGCAUCAUCUGUACACAGAAACUGUGCCGCAGCUUGAGGAAAACCUGGUUCCCUCCAUCUCACAACAGGAGGACGAUAUUCAGCCUGUGGUUGAAAAAAGAGAUUCUUAUCUCAUCAAUGAAAUAUUCUGUGAAUAUAUCAGCAAAGAACAAGAAGACGAGCUGUAUGCUGGAAAAAAAGAAGAAACGAGAGCUAAAGCAAAAAUGAGAUAAUUCAAAGUAAAAGAAGGAAGGUUGCUCCUGAGUGCCUGUGUCUGGGGCACAAUCUCCUCAUUCAAAUGCAGCGUUUGUUCUUGUGAUUCUGUCCUUGUGUUAUACAGGGAUGUCGCCAUGUAAAACAGAAGGGCACCAUGUGUGCGUUAUGAGUCUGCUUUAUUUUCUAUCUGAGACAAGCGUUGCUUGCCCUGUCAACAAAAUAUUAUUUUAUUGACACUUUAUGAAUAGAGUGCUAGCCAUUUUUUGCACUGUCAUGUUGUAGAAUGGACCAAAAAUAACCAGCAGACCCAUGAACAUUGCUUAAUUUUUUUCUAAUGUUGCAAACUGAGUGGCCGGACACAUUUUAGGAGUCAAGCAAUCAUACAAGUUCUACAUUUCCUACUAGAUCCUCUCAAUUCAUCCCUACAAAUGUACAGUACCUGGCCAUUAAAGGGGAACUAAAGUCUAAAAUAGAAUAAUGCUAGAAAUGCUGUAUUUUGUGUACUAAACAUGAACUCACUGCACCAGAACUAUGUUAAACAUCUUUGCAAGACCAAGACUGUGCACAUGCUCAGUGUGGUCUGGGCUUCUGUUGGGAGGUUAAGCUUAGGGAUCUUUAUAAAUAAUCAAAAGAGCAUAAGUCAAAUAAUAUCUGCCAUAAAAGCAGAUACAGAAAGACUGAUUUAUAAUCAGAAUAUGCAGACUGCACUGGUUCUGUGGAUACAAAUAUCUAUACAGUCGUCGGCUGCUAUACAGGGAAACAAACAAAGAUGCUUGAGUUCUGUUUUGUGGCCAGAAAUUUGGAAAUAAUUGACUCAUUUCAGUCAUCUACUGCGGAAGACACUUGAAGGCUGGUUGUCUGACCCAACAUAACAGCAGGGGGCGCUGAUGUUUCAAAUUCAUUAUAUUACAGUUAAAAUAUAUUUAAAACAAUGCUAACCACAAAAUAAUUCUUGUAAAUUGCGAAAGUACUUUGAGCAAUCCAUUUGUUUUCAGGUGUUUAGUUGACUUUAAUGUCUUCCAUUCUUGCAUAGCAAUCGGUGCCCCUGAGUUGAGGUCGUAUGGGGCAAAUCACUAUUUUUUUACCCUAAUCUUUUAUUUUAUUUUUGGCACAGGUUCAUAAAGUUGUAGUUAAAUGAAAGCUCAUUCGUUUCUAUGUUGUUACAAUGUUUUGGCCUCUUACUGUUUUUCAAUCAGAAAAAUGAUUUUAAUGAAAGUAUAAAGUUUUAUGUGUUUAAAUACAUUUUAUAAAACAUUUGCAUGCUA
Molecule: messenger RNA, 4711 nt
Organism: Xenopus laevis (African clawed frog)
Lineage: Eukaryota; Metazoa; Chordata; Amphibia; Anura; Pipidae
Product: transcription termination factor 1
Exons: 16
Coding region: 428-3463 (1011 amino acids)
Source: RefSeq, a predicted model, not a curated record